UGCUUAACUGACUGAGCCACCCAGGCACCCCUGUAUGCCUAUUUAUACAGAUAACAAAUAAUCAUUUAUUUUAUCACAUUUAUUUAGUAUCUACUUUGUGUCAAGAAUUGCUCAAGACACCUAGGAUACGGCAAGAAAGAAAACAAAGCCCUUGCUUUUGUGGAGUUUAUGUUCUAGUGGUUUAAGAUCGGGGGCAGCUAAGUUGUUUAAAAAAAAAAAAAAACCCAAAAGAUAAACAGGCAUUCUGCACAUAAUUUUAUUUUGCAAAUGGCAUAAAAAUGCUAAUAUCUGCUUUUAGCUACAAAUGUUUAACAAGAAUACAAAUUGAUAAAGAUAAACCCUUGAGUGUGAAAUUUAACUCAAAGUUUUAGGAAAAAUGGAUUGAAUUUCAACAAACUUAAUGAAAAUGUCCUCCGAUCUUUGGAAAUACAGAUGCCACUAGACAGCCUGUUCCUGUUGUCUGUUUCUCACCUGAGGCUUUCCUGUUCCUCAGUAUACAAAGGGGGGCACUGUGCAGUCUCCUGGCCUCAAAGCCAACUAUGUUCUCCCCUUUAUAAGUAGUUGAGAAGACACGUUUUGAGUCCCACAACAGCACAUACUCAGCCAUUUCUAACAGUUAGAUGGCAUACGCUCAACUCUUGUAGCCCACCAGGUGUUGCCUCUUGCUCUUAGAUGCUGUGCUUCCUCCUCCAUGAGCAUUUUCAACCAUUUAAGUACUAUGAAGUCACAAGUUGUUGGGGACAUACAGGUCUGGAGAAGCUUAGGAAGCAGUCUUUUGUGUUGGAAAGUGUAGUGACCUGGGUUCAAAAUCUCAUUUCCUAUUCCACAGCUACUAUCUUCUGCCUCUGUCAUAUUUGGCUCUUCUUGUUUAAUAGGUUUAUAUUUCUGGCACCUACAUGGAGGUUGGAAUAGUAAUUUUCACAGGCUCUAUAAUUUCAGUGCUCUGUUGUUUCCAGUAUAAUUCUCAGGUGGCAUGUGACUUCCAUUUUUCAUGUCAGAUGCUGAGACCAACAUUGACAGUGAGUCCACAUCAACUCAGGAAAUUUCUGAAGAGAUGAUAAUAUCACGUGGGUUGCCACAGAAUGUUUCUCAGGAAAGUGACUUUCCAGAAACAUGUGAACUGGAGAACCACCAGGAAAUCCCCACAGUGAAAAAUAUUAAAAGAAAGGAUGAGAGAAUCCUCUGCACAAGAAAACCCUUCAGAUGUGAGGCGUGUGGGAGAUGCUUCAGCUUUUUUUCUUACUAUGUUAGACACCAGAGAAUCCACACUGGGAAGAAACCCUACCCAUGUAAGGAGUGUGGGAAAUCCUUUAAUGGCAAUUCUUCAUUAACUCGGCACCAGAGAAUCCACACUGGAGAGAAACCCUAUCAGUGUGAGGAAUGUGGGGGAGCCUUUAAUAAUAGUGCAAAUCUGAUCAGGCAUCAGAGAAUCCAUGGUGGGGACAGGCCUUAUGUCUGCAAGGAGUGUGGAAAUGGCUUCCCCAGUAGUUCUGAGUUGGUGGUACACCAGAGAAUCCACACUGGGGAGAAACCUUAUGAGUGUAAUGAGUGUGGGAAAGCUUUUGCUGUUAAGCCAACAUUAAGUCGGCAUCAGAGAAUCCACAGUAGAGAGAAACUAUGAGUGUUUUCAAAUGUGGGAAAACCUUCAGGACUUCCUCCCAGCUACAUCAUCAUGCAUAUGCUCACCCUAGAGAGAGACCUGUCCUGGACCUUGGUUCCUUUGGCCUCCCAGCAUUUUUUACCCCCUUUUCAUGGUAAUUUCUGCCCUGCUUUUUUUUUGGAAAGUCACUCAGCCCUCAACAGUUGAUGUGGUAUAUAGGUGGGGCUCUCUUCCUCACAGCAGGGGUGGAACUUGGGGUCUAGUCUAGCCCAUCUAUACUUUUUUACUAUUUACUUGGGGUCUAGUCUAGCCCAUCUAUACUGUUCCUUCCCCCUGCCACAAUGAUGGGUUCAGGUGACCAGGUUCAUCCAAUCAGGUGCAAAACCUACCAGGAAGCAGCAUAUUAUUCUGCUGGGCUCAGAUAUUAGCCCUGCAGAUAAGAGAGAAAUGGAGAGAACCAAAUCUACCACUGAGUUUUUCAGUGACAUGAAUCAAUAAAUUUCAGUGUUUGCAUAAGUAGUUUUGAGUUGGGUUUUCUUUCCUUGCUGAUUCUGAAAUCAGCUGAUUUCUUUCCUUCUUUCCUUCUUUCCUUGCUGAUUCUGAGCCAUCUCAAUGUCUUACAUAUUUCAGAACCUUCAGAGUUAACAUAAACUUGAUUUGGCAUCUGAGUCCAUGGUAUGAAUAAACCUUUCGUACAUGUGAUAUGUUGGAAAUGCUGUAGGUGUGAUUCUGAUGGUUUGUGCAGAGACAAACAAGUAAUAUGAAUGUGGGAAAGCCAUUAACCCUCAGUUAAGCCAGGUUAACAUUCAGGUAUCCCAAAUGGAUGGAAGUUGCAGCAAUUUAAGCACUGUAAUGAAAAUUUCAAGUUACUAUAGGUACUUUGCUUUGUUUGCU
This is a messenger RNA of Ailuropoda melanoleuca (giant panda), 2494 nucleotides long. RefSeq names its product zinc finger protein 19-like. Gene Ontology annotation, biological process: regulation of DNA-templated transcription. The record is from RefSeq and is a predicted model, not a curated record. Gene Ontology annotation, molecular function: DNA-binding transcription factor activity, RNA polymerase II-specific; RNA polymerase II cis-regulatory region sequence-specific DNA binding. NCBI's taxonomy places the organism in Eukaryota, Metazoa, Chordata, Mammalia, Carnivora, Ursidae.